Lotus japonicus is the source of this 3206-nucleotide messenger RNA. Its product is annotated as argininosuccinate synthase, chloroplastic-like. Gene Ontology annotation, biological process: urea cycle; L-arginine biosynthetic process. The record is from RefSeq and is a predicted model, not a curated record. The transcript is spliced from 10 exons. Bases 1606 to 3036 code for a protein of 476 amino acids. Gene Ontology annotation, molecular function: argininosuccinate synthase activity; ATP binding. Lineage: Eukaryota; Viridiplantae; Streptophyta; Magnoliopsida; Fabales; Fabaceae. Gene Ontology annotation, cellular component: cytoplasm.
AAGUGAUUGGAUCGGAUUGAUUUUCGCCUCAAAACCGAACCAAUCUAGACCGGAAACAGGGGCGGAGCCACCGUCCGGCAAGGCUGGGCACAUGCCCAGGCUCCUUGCCAAAUUUUUUUUUUUACUUCGGCUGCAGACCCUUUUGUGAGAAAAAAUAAGGUAUCAGAUGGGCAAAAAAAAAAGAUCAGUGAGGGAAGGCUGAAGCACAUCUGACUGCACGCGUUUUUCCUCUCACCGCCUCACGCACACCUUGUCUGAAACUGAAAACCCUAAACCAAAGAGAACAAGGGAACCAAAGAGGCAGUGCAUCUUAUUGCCAGCGAUUUUACCGUUUUGGGUCUGUUUGAGGCUAUGGGAAAGGGGUCCUUGCCUUAAUCUUUAAUUUCUGGUUUGAUGUUUUGGGAAAAGGGUUGUUGCCUGUGUCUCUCUCUAGUUCUGUGUGUGGGCUGACUGUGACAAAUGGGACGCUUUGUGGCUGUCAAUUUUGGUGCCUACAAUCCAAGGUGUUUUUUGCUUUAUUCACUUUUAUUUUCCUCAGAGUUUAGUGGGAUAUAAUCAAUCAGUAAGCAAAACUACCAAAUGGUUUUUUUUUUACAGCAAAAUUACCAAAUGGUACAAUACAAUCCUUUCAUGUAUGUGAUUGUCAAUGUUAAUGUUGGUGAAUAUCUCUCUGUAUCUUCAUUGUACUAAUUUUAUGUACUACUGAAUAGUUCUACACUUCUAUGUACUACCAUUUUGCAUAUUGAUUUGGAAUGUAAUAGGGGAUUAGUCCUAAUUUAUCUCAUGAUAACCAACCAAAUAUCUUUUUGCUGGUUUGUAAUAUAAUGAGAUCAGGGGUCAAUUUCGUGGCUUGGUUUGUUGGAUUAAUUUAAGUCUAUAACAUCAAAUUAUAUCUUGGUGAGUUGGUUCACUUGAAUUGGAAACCUGCAGGGGAUUUUUUGGUCUAGUUGACGAUAAGAGGUUAAGUUUUGAGGCUACUUAGAUUGGUGGCGCUUUCUACUUCGUUCAUGUUUUCUCUUUGUACCUGUGGUUCUGAUGUAUUCAGCUACUAUUGCAUUUUCCCUUUUCUUUGCUAUUCAUCUACUUGGUUUAAGGGUUAGAGUACCCCUUGUACUCCCUUUAAUGCAUUGUUUUAGCUUAUAAAAAAUGUUAUCAUGUAUGUACUAGUUCUGUUUUCAAUGUAGCUAUAUUUUUGUUGGCAAAAUGACAAGUUUCGUUUAUUUCAGUUUAUAACUAUUUAUAUAUUGUGUCACAUGUGAAUUUGUGCUUUUAAAGUUUGCCCAGGCUUCAGAAAAAUCCUGGCUCCGCCACUUACUUGAAACACCCCUACUCAAUACUCUUAAAAAUAUUGUACUUAACUAACUUUUUCAAAACUGAAAAUGACCCAUUCCUUAAAAAAAAAAUUGACCAAACUUACACAAUCAAUACUUUUUAUGAUGCAUAAAUUUCCACUAAGAAGUCAUAACGUCAGCCAUAAUUGCAAUCUGACAAAAACAAGAGUUAUAGUGUCCCACAAAACAACGUUAAAAAGGGGAGUGAGUGAGUGUUAGUGAGUGAGUGAGUGAGUGAGGUAGCUUCUAUCUGUUCUCUGAACCUGUAACAUCCAUGGCUCCUCUGAAUGCAGCUCUCACAUAUUCAUCCCCAGCUAUUGCUCCUGCUCGACAUGCAAGAGAGCAACUAUUUCAGCACCAGUUCUGCAAAACAAAUUCUUUGUCAUCCAAUGAGUUGGGGCCAAGAACAAGUGUUGUUGGUGCCAGGAAAACUCAAGUUAUAAAAGCAGUGCUGCAAGAUAUACAAAUUCCUGAAACCAAGAAUGUUACCGGCUUACGCGGGAAAUUGAAUAAGGUUGUGCUGGCUUACAGUGGUGGCUUAGACACAUCAGUGGUUGUCCCCUGGCUGAGAGAGAACUACGGUUGUGAUGUUGUUUGCUUCACUGCUGAUCUUGGACAAGGUGCACAAGAAUUGGAAGGUUUAGAAGAGAAGGCCAAAGCUAGUGGAGCCUCCCACUUAGUUGUGAAGGAUUUGAAGGAGGAAUUUGUUAGAGACUAUGUAUUCCCUUGCCUGCGUGCUGGUGCACUUUAUGAGAGGAAAUACUUGCUUGGAACGGCAAUAGCCCGCCCUGUGAUUGCAAAGGCCAUGGUGGAUAUUGCCAAAGAAGUUGGAGCUGAUGCUGUUUCCCAUGGUUGCAUAGGGAAAGGAAAUGAUCAGGUUCGGUUUGAGCUCUCUUUCUUUGCUCUGAAUCCCAAGUUAAAUGUUGUGGCUCCAUGGAGGGAGUGGGAUAUUACAGGGAGAGAAGAUGCUAUAGAGUAUGCUAAGAAGCAUAAUGUACCUGUUCCUGUUACCAAGAAAUCCAUAUACAGCAGGGACAGGAACCUUUGGCACAUAACCCAUGAGGGCGAUGAUUUAGAAGACCCAGCAAAUGAACCAAAAAAGGAUAUGUACAUGAUAACUGUAGACCCAGAGGAUGCUCCCAAUGAACCAGAAUACGUGGAAAUCGGGAUAGAGAAUGGUGUUCCUGUAUCGGUGAACGGGAAGAAGCUUUCACCAGGAAACUUGGUUGCCAAGCUGAAUGAGAUCGCCGGAAGGCACGGAAUCGGCCGAGUCGACCUUGUUGAAGACAGGAUUGUAGGCAUGAAGAGCCGUGGAGUUUAUGAAACCCCUGGUGGCACCAUCCUCUUCGAUGCAGUGAGGGACUUGGAGUGCUUAACACUUGACAGAGAAACACUUCAGCUGAAAGACACAUUGGCCCUCAAAUAUGCAGAGUUAGUGUAUGCUGGGAGGUGGUUCGAUCCGCUCCGCGAGUCCUUGGACGCCUUCAUGCAGAAGAUCACCGAAACCACAACAGGCUCAGUGACUUUGAAGCUGUACAAAGGUUCUGCUGCUGUGACUGGUAGGAAGAGCCCUUACAGUCUUUACAGAGAAGACAUUUCUUCAUUUGAUACUGGGGAUUUAUACAAUCAUGCUGACGCUGUUGGCUUUAUCAAGCUUUAUGGUCUUCCAAUGAGGAUUAGAGCAAUGAUGCAACAAGGCCUCUAGAUGGUGCUUGGUUUCAUUAUGUGCUUUGUUUUAGACUAUGCUUUCCAUGCACUUUGAUUUAUGUUUGUGGGAACCUUUGCUUUUUCAGUGAAUAAAUGUGAAGAUAAGUGGAAUAUUGUUGGGGAUGCAAUUCAGAAAUCUGAAUAAAACUGUUUUCAUUUAUGGUGUAA